AAUUCGUGUCUUUUCUCCGGUAAUAGCUGAAAGUUUUUCUUUAACAUGGACAAACUAGCAAAAACAAUUUCAGGUGGAAAGCAAACAAAAACAAUUCGUAAUGUUCUAGUGCAACCAUUUAAAACCAAAUGGCCAAUACUGCCGGAUGCAGAAGUUUCAAAUUUUCAACAACUAUUUAAACAAGUUCCACAACAUUUAUUGGUCCGAGGUAUUAAUGAGACUGUUCAGUUGAUACACGAAGGUAAAGCAUGUGUCCUCUUAAUAAACUCUAACUUUCAUCCGCAAAUUCUCGCUAAACAACUUAUUCGAAUGGCUCGUCGAAACUUACCGGACAUUAAAACUUUAGCUAUCGAAAACCUAAGAUUGCAAAGCUCAGCAGAAAAAAUUGUCGCUAUUCGUAGGAGCGAUGAUCAGGAGCCUGAAUCAUACCACCAACUGCUGCAGUUAAUAUCCAACAUUUGCAUAUCGAAUGGUUACGAAGAUGGUGUGGAUACGCCUCUUAAAAAAGACGAAAAACAAAAAAUCGAACAGAAGAAAUCUGUAGAGGAAAUUGAGCCACGAAUUAUUUCUCAAAUAUAUCUUAUUCGACAUGACUCGAACCGUCGAGUGUUUGUCCCAAAGAUAUCAAUACAUGCUUCACCAAAAAAACAGAUUACUGAGAAUGAUUGGGGAGAAUACGUUUCUUUCGAACAACCAAAGCGAUACAACACUGUGAAGGAUGGUAAAAGGUCGCAGAACUCGUAUCAAGUAAGCAACAUGCCGUACGUUCCAUUAACCGUAAAUCGUGUCCAAGGUAAUCCAGAUAGGAAAAGGAAAAAAAAAUAAA
Messenger RNA from Sabethes cyaneus, 826 nucleotides. RefSeq lists its product as uncharacterized. The transcript has 3 exons. The coding region runs from base 46 to 825 and encodes 259 amino acids. The record is from RefSeq and is a predicted model, not a curated record. Lineage: Eukaryota; Metazoa; Arthropoda; Insecta; Diptera; Culicidae.